Molecule: messenger RNA, 3350 nt
Organism: Hordeum vulgare subsp. vulgare (domesticated barley)
Lineage: Eukaryota; Viridiplantae; Streptophyta; Magnoliopsida; Poales; Poaceae
Product: pumilio homolog 5-like
Exons: 10
Coding region: 102-3062 (986 amino acids)
Biological process (GO): post-transcriptional regulation of gene expression
Cellular component (GO): cytoplasm
Molecular function (GO): mRNA binding
Source: RefSeq, a predicted model, not a curated record
GGGCUUCCGCCGGGACCAGACCGAGGAGGCGGGGGAGGGACGCAGCGGGCGCUCCCCCCUAGGGUUCCGUUCGCCGGUCGCCGCCGCGUCAGGCGAGAACAAUGGUCGAAGGGAGUGCUCUGCCGUUAAUUGGAGGUACGGGAGCUGGGGACUGGCAACCAAGCAAGGACUUGAGUUCAUAUGACCCUUUGCCUGCAAGUCUUUCAGGAGAAGAGCUGGCAUUCGACGUGAAUGAUGGUGCUAUUCAUGGGAGCUGGAGGGAUGCUGCCCCGAAUCGCAGUGGAAGUGCACCUCCUAGCAUGCAGGGGUCUCUGGCUGAACUUGGUCACCUCAUAAGCAGGCACAGUGGGGACCUUGAGGCCACAUUGAGGAACUUGAGCUCUGGAGCUGUCAGUUCAGAGUCUGAGGAGCUAUGCUCUGAUCCGGCAUACUUAAAGUAUUAUGGUGCCAAGGUGAAUUUGAACCCAAGGCUUCCUGCACCGCACGUUUCAAGAGAGAACCAAAGGUUGAUGAACCGUUUUAGCAAACCUGGAGAACGGAGGCCAUUAUAUUUUGAUGACAGCAGCAGUGACAGGUCCUUGACUCAUCGUUCUACUCUAUCAACGCACAAGGAAGAGCCUGAGGAUGACGGUUCAUCAAAGUUAGAUUCAAGCUCGGCAGAGGAUGCUCGAUGUCGUAAUGACCAAAGCACAUCCAGCAUAGAAUGUCACAGCUCAAAACUUGUAGGCUUAAUGCAGGAAAACUUCCCUCGAAGCACUGAUUUGUACAAUAAUUCUUCUGGUCCUUCAAAUACGAAUUCUGGUGAUGGAGAAUCUGUCUGUUGCAUCAGCUCGUCAGACUUGAAUGGAUUUCCAUCAGAUAUGCCUCAACGGCCACGUGGACCUAUUGGGAGUCCAGUGAGAAAUACACUUAGUAGCAACAGUGUCGCAGCUUCAUCUCCUUUGACUUCAUCCAGUUCUGUGAAUAGUAUCAUGGGACCUUCUCAGCAGGGAAGUUCAAGCACAGAGAUUAAGUCUGGUGGUGCAAUGCGUGCCAUACUUAAUGGUGUGGACUCCAGUAUGAAAAAUCUGAAGAUUAGUUUGGAUACCCAGGAUAGUGCACAUGUUAAGCAACAGCGGCAGAACAAUGUGUUUUUGCAGAAUGGCCCAUUGCAUGGUGAUCCUACUCAAAUGAUUCCCCAAGGCAUCAAUCUACCUCAAGUUCCGUUUGUGAAUAACUUUUCUCAUGCUCAUAUGAAUCUAUAUUCUGGUGACAUUCAGUUGAUGUCCCAGCAUGGAAUGCCAACGCCUUUUUAUACACAGAGUCCGUAUUAUCAGAAUCCACAGUUACCUGGUGUCUUGAUGCCUCCAUAUGGAAUUGAUGGGCAUGGAUUGCCUAAUUCAUUCUUGCCACCUUUUAUGACUAACUUUGCUCCUCAGCUUCCUGUCAUGACACCUUCUGAUACUCCUCUUACACCGACCUUUAGUGGCAGAGUAGCCGGUUUUCCUUCAACAGGAAAUAUUGCUGCAGGGACUGAAUUUUCGAACCCAUUUAAGAUUGACGAGCAACUUAGGGUAACUAUGCCGCCAUCUGUACCUGAUCUUAGUCUCAUUCAUUAUUUCCAGCAACCAUCUAUCUAUCACUAUGGUCUGGGAAAUCCAUAUGAUACAGUGAGUCCAAGUAGUAAUUUUGUUGGUAACUUUACUGCUGCUUUCGGUCCAGAAAAAGUUAUGCCAGGAAUCAUGCACCAGUCAGGACAGAAAUUUCAGUUUCCAAAUACUGGAGCUUGUAGCUCCCCUACAGCCAGAAAACAAGGAAGUUAUGUUGGAAAUCAUCCGGGCACCUCACCUUACAUCAGUAUACCAAUGCCAUAUCCUACAACUCCAGUGUUUCAUGGCCAACCUUCAUCAGGAACAUAUCCCUGUGACAGGAGAAAUAAUGCACCGGGAUUCCAGUCCCCAUCAAAAACUACAGGCCUUAGUCCUGGGAUUCAAGAGCAGCGAGCGAGGGAGAAAUCUGGUCCCAACACACACUUUUUUGUUGGUGAAGUAAGGUCCAACAAAGCUCACAUGGUUGAGUUAUCUGACAUCAAAGGCCAUAUAGCGGAAUACAGCUCUGACCAAGAUGGCAGUCGAUUCAUUCAGCAGAAGCUGGAGAAUGGUACCACUGAAGACAAGGCCUUGGUGUUUGAUGAAAUCCUUCCUCAUGCUUCAUCGUUGAUGACUGAUGUAUUUGGAAACUAUGUGAUCCAAAAGAUGUUUGAACAUGGGGACUCUGAGCAGAGAAGAGACCUUGCAAAAAAGCUUGCUGGCCAUGUGUUAAAUUUGAGCCUUCAGAUAUAUGGUUGCCGAGUAUUUCAGAAGGCCCUUGAAGCAAUUGAGCUUGAUCAAAAGAUAGAACUUGUUUGUGAACUUGAUGGACAUGUUCUAGAAUGCGUUCGCGACCAAAAUGGGAAUCAUGUUAUACAGAAGUGCAUUGAGUGUGUCCCUGUGGAGCAUAUUGGCUUUGUGGUGUCGGCUUUUCAGGGACAGGUUGCCACCCUAGCAAUGCAUCCAUAUGGUUGUCGUGUUAUUCAGAGAAUCCUCGAGCAUUGCAGUAAUGGUUCAGAUGGUAUAAUAGAUGAAAUCUUGCAGUCUGCUUGCACCCUGGCACAAGAUCAGUAUGGAAAUUAUGUCACACAGCAUGUUUUGGAGAAAGGAAAAUCCAAUGAAAGGAGCCAAAUUAUAAGUAAAUUAGCUGGGCAGGUUGUGGCCAUGAGCCGAAACAAAUUUGCAUCCAAUGUCAUAGAGAAGUGCUUCCAGCAUGGGAAUAUUGCAGAUCGGGAUCUUUUGAUCAAGGAUAUUCUUGAGCAAACCGAGGGAAAUAAUUAUUUGCUGGUGAUGAUGAAGGACCAGUUUGCUAAUUAUGUGGUUCAGAAGAUACUUGUAACAUGCAGUGGACAACAGAGGGACGCUCUUGUCAGUCGUAUGAAGGGUCACUUGCAAGCGUUGAGGAAGUACACCUACGGCAAACAUACCGCCAGCCGAAUCGAGCGGUUCUCUGGUGACGGUGCUGCGCCGCGGGGCUCCCAGGCAAAACCCUGAACAGAAGACUACCUGGAUCCCUCACGGAAAGAGUGCCGGCCACCCCGGGUCGACCCUGUCAGUGGAGAAUGCCGGAAAAAAAAAGGGAACCGUGCUUUUCAGCGGUCUGAACAGAACUGACUCCAGAUCGUACAGAUAGUCUUUGUCACCCGUGUCUGGGUGUAGUUAUGCUAGGAUGAUUGGAUCAUGUGGCUGCUCAUAGAGUUUUCAGAAUGGUGGUGUGGUAGACCUGCUUGGUGAUGAGAUUUGCCGAUCCUGUGCUUACCAGGGUUUGCUCUGUUUUUCGUU